Puntigrus tetrazona (Sumatra barb) is the source of this 4159-nucleotide messenger RNA. RefSeq names its product pleiomorphic adenoma gene X (gene plagx). The record is from RefSeq and is a predicted model, not a curated record. The coding region runs from base 1152 to 2288 and encodes 378 amino acids. The transcript has 4 exons. NCBI's taxonomy places the organism in Eukaryota, Metazoa, Chordata, Actinopteri, Cypriniformes, Cyprinidae.
UGCACAUCUGAUUAAAGUAUAACACUUUGAUGUAUUAUUUUAGAUUCUAUCAUCACUGUAAUCAAUACAUUAUUUACACUUACUGAGCUUCUCCAGCGAGCAGUUACCGACAGCAAUAAUACAACAAUUUUAAGAAGCUUUACAGACAAAUAAUCUUCCUCGUUUUGAAUGCUCUUCGUUAAGUUACAUCGGUUUCUCACAAGACUACACCGGAUGUAAUUUUGCACGUACAAUUACACGCUGGAAACGCUCCAUUGUGAAAUGGAAACAAUGUUAGACAACCGUCGCUCAUUACACGCAGCCGAAGCAAAAACGAAAUUGUAACGCGCGAUGAACUCAACAGGGAAGAAACGUUUUUGUCAAGUUCUUUCCCGCUCGUGAAGCUUUUCGUUGGCAACUUAAGAGCUCGCGUGCAGCUAACUAGAAGCCGCGAAGCUGAGUGGCGGUACAUUAAUUGUACCUCGUCAAAUAUAGUAUUAUUCAUGAAUAUCGAGACAUGCUAUUGUUAGAAACGUUAAUUAUUCCUUCGCUAUUGGGCUCAUUUUAAAUUAAAUAAUUAAUAAUUUUGAUAACCGCCAUAACGCGUAAGCUGUAUUCGUUUUUAGCCUAUUUGUAGAACCCGUUGCGAUGCGAUGCUCCUUUUUGUAACAGUUUAAACGGUGAAAAAUAAGAGUGAAAUCCCACCCUGAAAGUUGACCAAAGAGGUCUGACGUCACGUUCCCACAAUGCACGCGCCCAUCAGCUCCAGCGCCGCCGCUGUGUUUAGAGGGAAAGAAACAGCAGGCCCGAAAAAUACACACAUUAUUGAACAAAAAAAAUAAAUUGUCCGCCGCGAGUGGUUUUUUGACAAUUCGUCGCCGCGUGGCCGGGAGACGAAUCUUCUGCCUGCACCCUCGCGAGAUGUAGAAUGGAGGAAUGCGUGUGAACUGCAAGUUUGGCGGAGAUCAAAAGUUUCUGAAGGGAGGGAGUAAUAGUGGACGUGCAUUUUCCGGAGGUCUGUCAAGAUAAUGAAUGUGCUUUUGUGAGACUUGAAACAGAAGACUGAACAUGCAAAAAAAACAAUCUUCACUCUCAAGAAAAUUCACCUGUUGGAGCUUCUUCUCAGAUGUACAGUGACAUAGUCCCUGAGAACUACGCAUAUAUGUGAGAAAAUGUUUCAUGGCAAAGACCACCUAAACAGCCACCUGCAAAACCACGACCCCAACAAGCAGGAGCUGCGGUGCGAGGAAUGCGGAAAGCAUUACAACACUCGCCUGGGUCUUAGACGCCACGUGGCCACGCAUGCCACCUCCGCCAGCGGUGACCUCACCUGUAAGGUCUGUCGGCAGGCGUUUGAGAGCAUGCCGGCGCUCCUCGAACACCUGAGCACGCACACCGGCCGACCACCUCCAGGGACUGUGGUACGAGAAAGAAAGCAUCAGUGUGAACGAUGCGGCCGGCGCUUCUUCACUCGCAAGGAUGUGAGGCGCCACGCGGUGGUGCACACCGGCAGGCGGGAUUUCCUGUGCCCGCGCUGCGCCCAGCGCUUCGGCCGUCGUGACCACCUCACCAGACACCUGAAGAAGAGCCACGCGCAAGAUCUGGAGAGCCUUCCUCCGGUGUCCAUCAAAGAGGAGCCCAGUCCGACCGUGUGCUCUGUUGCAUCUCCAAAAGAUGCCACGGAGGCGUUUUCCAUGGCCAUGUUCAACCCUCAAGGCCUUCCGAGCACAUCUACCUCAGGGGUCAAUCACCACCAUCACACAAUGGUGUCCGGCCCCCUUUCCAGCCCGAUGGGUGUGGGCUGCUACCUUGAGCCAAACAAGCCUCCUCCGCAGCAGUACCAGCAGGCCUCCAGAUAUCAGCCGAGUUCCACUACCUCAUAUCUGAAAGCGGAGAUGGAGAACUUCCUGACUGAACUCCAGUGUGGGCCCAUGCCGCCACAGGCCGCCGUAGCGACUGCCGUCUCCCGGCCCGGCGACCUUCUCCCUGAGAGUCUGGCAGGUCAGAGUGCCCAUUUCACCCUCAGGAACUCGGCGUUCACCUCAGCUGAGCCGCCUACCACCUCUCCCAACAUGGACCUCUCACACCUGUUGGGCUUCCUGCCGUUUGGCCUGCCUCCCUACAGCACUCCCUUGGGAUACUCGACCACCACCAACGCCGUGUCCCCAAGCCCUACCUCUCAGCUCUCUGGGCCCCUUACCUCAUUUCAGCCACAGUCACUGCAUGAGUCUCAGGCUUCAGGGCACUUAAACCAGCUCUCUGGUUUCUCUCCAACUCUACCUCGAUUCCAUCAGGCCUUCCAGCAAUGAUGUCGCCCGUGUCCACUAUGACCUGCCAGUCAAACGCGACAGCUCUGUCGCGUCACUGCCAAGUAGCUUAUAGGUAAUUAACUGGAGAGGGUGAAGUUUGUUGGGUGUGAGGUCUUCAUAUAGACCCUGUAGAAUUAGAUGAAAGGAUCGCUAGGAUAGAUGGAGUUUUGCUUUUAGUUUUGAUUAGUUUUAACUUUGUGGUUUUUCCUAGAGGUCUUCAGAGUAACUGUUUUGUAGUGAUAAAUGAACUUAUAAAAUUCAUUUAAAAAAAAAAAAACAAAAAAAAAAAACUGAAAGUGAAAAGUUAGCUAAAGAAAUACCUCAAUAUUUUUGUCAAGAAGGAAAAUAAUGCUAUUACAGUGUUCUCCGUUGUAUAAUGAAGCACUUUUUAUCAACGGCACUUCUAAGACUAAAGGUGCGGUCACAUGUAUUGUUCUGCAAAUUUUCAUUUGGAUCAAUAGGAAUCUACAUGGGUACUUUUGCGUGUGGGUGAAAGACUUCCCUGCGCAAAUUUCACAACCAGGUAAUGUAAAUUUAACGCAUUGACCAACAACUUUUGUGUGCGCUGUGCUUCAUACAUCUACACUAUUGACCUUUUUUUGUCCAUGAAAAUUUGCUAGUGUGACCGCACCAUAAAAGUCAAGUUGAACUGUGUUCUUAGAUGUACCUCUCAGCUCACGGUCACACAACACAAAAAAAAACCUACCUCUCUAAGCUGAACUCUUGUCACGAAAAGGAUUCAACCAUUUGACAAGAAAUGAAGCAAAUCCUCACGCGAAUUGCGUGAAGAACGUUAUCUCAAUUGAUUUUCUUUUUUCUUUUUGAAUGCUCAGUGGUUUUAGUUCUGAAAUAUUUAGAGUCAGGUGAUUAAUUAGCAUUUAAUUAAUUAGCUUGUGUUGAUUUUAGCCUUUAGGUAAACGUUCUUAGGCACUGUUGUGUUCAUAUCAUUAAUGCUAAUGAAAGGAAUCACAGUUAUUGUGGAGACUCAUCUCCUGUAAAUCCCCAUCUCUCUGUUCAUUCCAGAGUGUAUCGUGAAAAAUGCGGAAUAAAGCAUUGAUCCUUCUGGAAUUUAAGAUAAAUGAAAAUUGAAAUUUGUUUAAAAUUAAGUAUCCGUUCUGACAAAUUCCUAAUAUGGGAACUAAGUAAAAUAUAACUUUUUUUUUUUCUUUUUUAGUAAUAAACAAAAAUUGAUCAUAUGUUAAACUGCGAAUAAACUACGAUACGUAGUUCUCACUACAAAAUUCAGAUGUUUUAGACAAAAUUAAACUUAGCACAUACCCAGUUAUUGCUGAAAAGCACUUCAUGUAUCUCUCCUUGCUAAACCAGGAGCACUGUCAGAAAAAAAAAAUGUUUUGUCAUGUAAAUUUGAAUGGUAUUUUAGCACUGCUUCGCUGUCCAUUCUUUUGACUCAGUGUUACAUGCACCAGUGGCCUACAAGGCAACUGUGAUGGCAUUUGUUGUCAACUCCAUUUUGUUUAGGCCAGCUGAAGGUUUGAAAUCAUUUCAUGAUUUUUUUUCUUUUAUUUAGAAGCCAUCAUGGGCAUUUCCUUCAUCAGCUAAACUGAAAUGAAAUUGACCUCAACUCAACUGUGAUAUUUAGACUCAGACUGAUCUACCUCAGUGAGAUGCACGCUGUGCACAGCUGUACUGUACCUUUAGUGAGAAAUGUAAAGUUUCAAUGGCUGUUUAGCUGGAGUAAACAGGUGUUUUACAUCUUUAAAAUUCCAAGCAUUGGCGUUUUUGGGUUCCAAGGACUGUUUGUUUUCAUGAACAUUUUGAAAGCAAAAGUGGACGAAUGAGAGAUUAAGGUGUAUGCGGAAAGAAACAAUGUUAAGGAUGAAUUAAGAAAUAAAGCAUCUUGUAGAAUUUGA